UUCGAAGCAAGGUGGUACCGCGCCACCGUAGUACGACGCAAGCGAGUAGCACCCUCGCCGCUCACAAGUGAAUUCGUCGUCUCAAGCACAGCCGAUGGUCGCUGUCGUCGAGUGGUCGGUCGCACUCCCCGACGGUUUUGCGGUCCGCGUCCAGAAAGACAUGUUGGACCUUGUCCACGCGUACUCGGACAGCUCGCCCGAGACGCGCGAGAUCGACGCGUACCAAGCAGGGUACAAGGUCGCGCACGAGUACAUGACGUCCAAGGUCUUUUCGCGCAAGUGCGAAACAUCGGGCUACAACGAAUUCCUUGUCGUUGGGAACGCCGAUGUCACGAUCGACGAGUACGUCGAGCUCACCUACUGCGAGUGCGAAGAGACCUUUCGGACGCAGCAGACGCUCUUUUAUGCCGAGAACCUCCUCGACGCGCGCGUCCUCAACGUCUCGCUGGCACGCUGCGACGACGAUCCGUUCCGACACUUUGGCGUCCGCUACAAGAAGAUGAACAUGGCGUACAAUGGGGUGUUUGCGCCGCGCGACACCACGUACGUCGAGUGCACCGGCUCGUUUGUCAACAAGAAGGGUCUCCGCGGCGUCUACUGCGUGCGCGAAUCGAUGGAUUUUGACGAGGUGCCCGAGAUGCCGGGGGUCGUGCGCUUCUACAUGAAGGCAAUGUUUCUUCUCACCGAAGCCCGUGACGGCAGCGUCGAGCUCCUUCAAGUCAUGACGGCCAACCCGCUCGGAAAGCUGCCGGCUUGGAUGUUCAACAAGACGUCGAUGGCGUACAGCCACAUGAGCGACGACUACGCCAAGUAUUUGCAGCAAAAGCGGCUACUGGCGUACGUGGCCUCGAAGCGCAAGCCGCGGCACCCGAUCAAAAAAGCCAAGGUGUGCUCAUCGUGCGCCGGUGCGUUCCGGGGGCUCCGCGCGCGCCACGAGUGCUGGGGCUGUCGCGAGAGCAUGUGUGGCAAGUGCGUCGUCCCGAUCCCGCGCGCGCUUGUCGGCGUCGACGGCGCGAUGAAAGCGGUGUCAGAAGAAUUUUGCAAGCGCUGUUUUCUCCAAGCACGAUCGUACCGAACAUCAAGCAGUGCCAGCUCGUUCCGGCUGCAUGCGUCGGACGACACGACCGAGCACUCGCACCACUCGAACCAGACGCGGUCCAGUUCGGGCAACGAAAGCUACGCCAAAGACUUGGCCGACGACGACGAUGUCCCGAUGGCGCCGCCGCAAGCCGCACCCGCACCCGCCUUUGAUGCAAUGGACAUUGAGUCGCAUUUGAGCCAACUGCAGCUCGGCAUCGAGACGCAACGGUAUCUUGUGGCGCAGAUGCGGUCGCGACUCGAAGCCCAAGCCGUCUAGUGGUUGUAUUUACGUUGAUAUAGUAAUAUUGUACACUGUCUGUGAAAAGAUAAAGACUAAGUCUCAAGUCCGUCCUUUGACGCGCC
Molecule: messenger RNA, 1443 nt
Organism: Saprolegnia diclina VS20
Lineage: Eukaryota; Oomycota; Saprolegniomycetes; Saprolegniales; Saprolegniaceae
Exons: 5
Coding region: 95-1357 (420 amino acids)
Source: RefSeq, a predicted model, not a curated record